GCCGGGUCUCCGGCGGCCGUUCACGGGGCGAUGCUGGAACGCCCUCGGGCGAGCUCCCGGAAAGGCCGAGGAGGGGCCCGGGGCCGCCGCGCCGGAGGCCGAUGGCGGUGGAGCCCGGCGGAGCGGGGCCUCCCGCGGCUCGCUCCGGGAGCAGGCCUCCGCCGGCCCCGAGUGCGCCUUCUGCGACGGCCUGGGCCGCAGGGGCUGCGAGGCCUGCGGUGGCCACGGCUCCCUGGUCUGCCGGGCCUGCGACGGCAUGCCCCCGCUGCCCUGCCCCGCGUGCGGCGGCUCCGGGGCCCUGCACACGGCCUCGAGGCCAUCGCGCGCCAGGGCGGGCGCGCGAGCCGCGGCCUCGCCGUGGGCGCCGUGGGCGGGCGGCGCUGCACGGCGUGCUGGGGGAUGCCGACGACGUGCCAGGAGAGUGCUUCGGCGUCCCGGCGCUCCGGUGCGGGGCCUGCUCCGGCGCGGGCUGGACGCCGUGCACCCGCUGCGUGCCGGGGAAGGCCUUCCACUAGCCGCCCGUCGGUAUCGGGUCGGUGAAACGAUGCCCAGCCCGCCUCGUCGCCGCCGCUGCCCGCCGCGCCGGGCCGCCGCGGCUCGCGAGCUGCGCCUCCCCGGCGGGCGCCGCCCCAGAGGCGGCUGAGCCGCAGUGG
Messenger RNA from Prorocentrum cordatum, 653 nucleotides. NCBI's taxonomy places the organism in Eukaryota, Dinophyceae, Prorocentrales, Prorocentraceae. The record is from the annotation of a GenBank genome assembly.